Messenger RNA from Electrophorus electricus (electric eel), 1948 nucleotides. RefSeq names its product sclerostin (gene sost). Gene Ontology annotation, biological process: negative regulation of Wnt signaling pathway; negative regulation of BMP signaling pathway; ossification. NCBI's taxonomy places the organism in Eukaryota, Metazoa, Chordata, Actinopteri, Gymnotiformes, Gymnotidae. Gene Ontology annotation, molecular function: BMP binding. The record is from RefSeq and is a predicted model, not a curated record.
UCGGUCGGUCCCUCCCACUUUGUGUAACCGCUUAAUUGUCAGGUUUUGCGGAACCUGAGGUACUUAAACAGAGCGAAGGACUCACGAAUGGGAGAGAUUAGUGAAGUUUGCCUGUUGAUGUUCGUAGGCAGUCUGAAACCGUUAGAUUGGCAAGUAUGCAGGUGUCUUUGGCGCUCAUGUGCUCAAGCGCGGUUCUCUUACUGCUCCAGGGAUGUCUUAGCGCUGCGGAAGGAUGGAGAGCUUUAAAAAACGAUGCUACAGAAAUUAUACCAGAGUAUACCGUGGACGCGCUGCAACCCGAGGAGCAAAUCCAGCCGUUUACCAAUAAUACAAUGAACCAGGCAAAAAACGGAGGAAGGAGGUCAACAGCUAACACUCCAACAUAUGAAGCCUCUGAGCUGAGCUGCCGGGAGCUCCGCUCCACUCGCUACAUCACUGACGGCUCCUGCCGCAGCGCUAAGGCUGUGAAAGAGCUGGUGUGCUCAGGCCAGUGCCUGCCCACCCAGCUCAUGCCCAACUCCAUUCUACGGAGCAAGUGGUGGCGCAGCAGCGCGUCCGACUACCGCUGUGUUCCGGCUCACGCCCGCACCCAGCGCGUGCAGUUGCACUGCCCCAACGGGAGCAGCCGGACCUACAAAAUCCGUGUGGUGACUUCCUGCAGGUGCAAGCGCUACACUCGCCACCACAACCAGUCCGUUGCCAAGGAGGCGUCGGCCCAAAAAACGCAGCGCAACAAGAAGCACGCACGUUCCCAGCAGGCACGGGGUCGGGGAAGAGCACCUGCUCUCAGCAGCAACUCAUACUGAGAAGGAGUGUUUCUCCCUGUAUAAGAGCUUGUACAGAGACUCCAUUAACACAAGCACACACACAUACACACAUGCACAGAGACACAGACACACACACACACACACAGACACACACUCAUAUAAAACACAUAUAUAUGAACACACAUCCACACACCUACAUAAUCGCAUACUGCCUAAAUGCCAGUCCUCAAGUGUGAGAAAAAGAAGACUAAAGAGAUUUUAUCAAAAGGAAUAUGCUUUAUGAACUGAACUGUUGUGUAUCAUCUUCACCAUUCACUGAAGCUGUCGUCCAGUCAGCAAGCCUCUGUUUUGUUUCAGAUGUUUCAUCCAUUGCAUGGCCUAGUGAGUCUGAAUAAUCCCAAUGUCAGAAAUUGAUUACCCAGUUCCAGAGAACUUUACUGGACUCUUGCCUGAAAGGAGGUACGCUGUUGUGGGAGAUUAGAGUAGAGAAUUUGAUGGUUGACAUGUUCAUAGUAUUCCUGUGGAGGGCCUCUGUGCUGCAGUUCAUGCAGACUCAGCAAAUCUUACUGAAUUUCAUUAAAUGUGCAGUCACCAUCAUGCAUAUGACCAGUUCCACCACCAGCAGUGCUGUGAACUUGUGGCUGAGGUGAAUGUUUGUAUAGCUGAAAUGAAGUCAUCACUUUUGGGAAGUGGUGCAGCUCAGGAUCCAGCAGCCCAGGGGCACUGGGCUCAUGAGGCGUGCCGCACGAUGACACGCUUCUGGGGCCUGAUGUUCUUAACCCUGGUCACUACACCAGGCCUGAAGCUCUAGUGACAGGCUGGGGAACUGCUCCAGCUGCCACAAUUCCCCCAGCUUCACCUUUUCAUGAGAGCCUUCAUCGGACCUGUCAGCUGGAGCCAGGCCCGCUGUGUGUGACGGAGAAUGGGAACGGUGGUGUCAGCACUUUGGGACCUCCGUCCCUUUGGGCCAAGAACAGCAAGCUGUAUUCCUCUGACUUGUCCUAAUUACUAAAUAGUUACAUUCCUGUAUUUAGGAUUUGAGUCAUAAAAAACCAUUUCCUCUAGAUGUGGCCAGUUCCUGUUUGUUUGAAUAGCAGAAAAGCCAGGCCCACAUGUGUGUAGGAAUCUGCAACACUUGUGCCUCUUUCUUCCUUGGGAAUAAAGUCUUUUACUUCCCCCUC